Messenger RNA from Felis catus (domestic cat), 2756 nucleotides. Its product is annotated as zinc finger protein ubi-d4-like. NCBI's taxonomy places the organism in Eukaryota, Metazoa, Chordata, Mammalia, Carnivora, Felidae. The transcript has a single exon. The record is from RefSeq and is a predicted model, not a curated record. The coding region runs from base 216 to 701 and encodes 161 amino acids.
AUCCAGACUUUUUUUUUUAACCAUCUAUUAAACCAGACACAGACCAGACCCUGAAGGAAAAGGGGUUGAUCUCUCAAGAUGGCAGCAUUUUAGAGGCUCUAUUGCGCACUGACCCCCUGGAGAAGUGACGUGCUCUAGAUCCGGAGAGGAUGAUGACAGCCUGGGUAAGUUUCCUGUGACUGACAGUUGAGCAGGGACAUGGAUUCUAGGACCAGAUGACUUCCUGGAUGACCCUGAUGAUGAGGACUGUUAAGAAGACAUUCCCAGGUGUCUGGGUAAGGGGGAAAUCCAAGGGUAGAGGUGUGAACAGUGCCUAUACAAAUCUGGACACUUCCAUCCUGGGGAUCGGGACAAGCCCUGUGCCUGUGACAUUUGUGGACAAUGUUACAAGAACUGACCAGGCCUCAGUCACCACUCCCACUUGGCUAAGGAGCAGGGUGAGGAUAAGGAAGACUCACAGCCACCCACCCCAGCUUUCUGAGAUCAGAGGAGCAGAAAUCCAAGAAGGGUCUGGACGGAUUGGCCCUGCCCAACACUAUGGUGACUUCUGCCUUGGGAACUCAAAGAUCAACAAGAAGACAGGGCAGUCCAAGGAGCUGGUGUCUUGUUCUGAUUGUGGCCACUCAGAGCACCUGUCUUUCCUGAACUUCACCCUGGUGACGAUGGCAGCUGUGAAGACCUGCUGCUGGCAGUGCAUCUAGCACAAGUGCUGCAACAUCUACAGCACCUUGGAGACACUGUGCAGCACCUUGGAGACACUGUGCAGCACCUUGGAGACACUGUGCAGCACCUUGGAGACACUGUGCAGCGCCUUGGAGAUCACUGUGACAACUGUGAUGGUGGCUACCAUAUGUACUACCUCACCCCAUCCGUGUCUGAGCCUCCUGAAGGAAGUUGGAGCCGCAGCUUGUUUCUGGACCUGUGGAAGGAGAGAGUUUCCAUCUACUGGAACCAGAACUCCUCUUGAUAUGCUCCCCACCCCCACUGCCUCCAUACCUCUAGGGCUGUCGUUCUCUUCCUCUCUUGUUUUUCAUGCCACCUUUCCCUCUUCUUUCGCAAGUGCAGAGAACCUCGGGUAGUUGUGCUAGUCUGCUUUUGGCAGCAGUAAGCUCAGGUGGCAACUCUGCCCCCCUCUGGCCACCGGGAGAUGUUGGAUAAUGUGCCUGUUUUUUAACUCCAUGAAAAGGUCUACCUCCGAAAUCCCCUUUUGUUCUUCCUAGACAUGCAGCUCCUGCCCCUAACUGAAUUGGGAGCCUCUGCCUCCUGCUCUGUGUAUCUUGGCUUCUGGGUCACAGGGAGGCCACAUAGACAUCCCUUUCUUCCCUUGCAUGCUCACUAGCAGCUGGGAAGAUCUUCACACCCUGAUCCCUCAGUUUUUUGCCUGGGGACACUGAGGUGGAGUAGUUGGCACCGGGGUGGGGGUGGGGCAAUCCAUGCCAGGGCACUCUGGAGUGGCCUUCCCCUUGGCUGUGGGCAGGCCCUAAUUCACUGUCACUUUGGAGUUGAGGUGUCUUUUUUCUUUCCUUACUUUCUUUCUGUAUUCUAAACAUUUGUACAAAUAAAUACUUUUACAUGUAAAAAAAUCAUGGUAACUGCUGAGAAAGAUGUAGAAGUUCCUACCACUCUCCCCACUAUACUGUGGAUCGUUAUUUGCUAUAUAGUAUUCUUGCAAAUCUGUUAGUACUAUUUUUGUGUCUAUGCAAACUUAUGUAAUUAACUUUAACCAAAGUAUAGGCCUCACCAUUCAUAGGUGUGAAUAUUAUGCUAUUCAAAAAGACCCAGAAAUCACUUGAAUGCUGUUCAUUUUCCCAAUAGCUAGUGAGAAGUGUUUUCAAAUUCUUGAAAAUCUUAUCUUGUUGCUGGAGUCAUAUUUGAAUUAUAAAAUAUUUCUUGGGGGAUAGUGACAUUUUUUUCCCCUGAAGCCAUUUGGGGAUAAUAAGAUAAUUCCCAGCCUGGUUUUGUUGUAAGCAUGGUCCUCAGCCUUUCAAAUAUGUUAUCAGAUCACCUCUCCUGUGCUUUCAUUUUAAGGUACUUGAACAAAAUAGUUCUCCACCAAAGUCUGUAAGGGAGUAUUUGACUUGUUUGAAUUAAAUCUAUGCCGUCAAUAAGGAGCUCAUAUUGGGAGGAGGUGGAGUGGGGAAUCAGUUCUAUUUUAUUCUCCUUUUUAAUACUUUGCAAACCUCACCAUGGUCUACAAGGAUUAUCUGCUUCUUAAAACACUUCUUUGCUGUUCUGAAAUGUUUACUUCCAACAGGAACUUGAUGGAUGUUUAACAUUUCUGCACAUUAUAUUACUUUUGCUCAUCCAGUUAAAAUCCCAACAAGCCUGGGCUUGACAUUGAGUUGGAGGUACUAUCACAGCUUUCUGUUCUCCUUAUAAAAAGUGAGCAGUUCGUUAUGUUUUGUCAAAAUGUUCUAUGUCAGUGCUGUCCUCAUUAAUGCUGUGCCUUCUUGGUGACUCUGUAACAGUUCAAAUUGCUUUAAAAAGUUACUCUUAAGAAUGCCAAAAAGGAAAGGAAUUCAUAUAUCUUUAUGUCUCUCAUUUUGGAUGGUAUAUAUUAUUGUUUCCCUAGGGAGGCAAACAAACAAAUAUUGAAGAUAUUUGCAACAUGAAGUGAGGAGUGAGUUUGCCAUUAUAGGCCACUAGGUUAUCUUGGUUAAAUUCUCUAAUUUGUCUGAAUCUUAGUUUACUUCCCUGUAAGGUGAACACAAUAAAAUGUAUUGACUUGUUGAAGUUGAUGCCAUUUUAAAAUGUGU